Centruroides sculpturatus (bark scorpion) is the source of this 767-nucleotide messenger RNA. RefSeq lists its product as uncharacterized. The transcript is spliced from 4 exons. The record is from RefSeq and is a predicted model, not a curated record. Gene Ontology annotation, cellular component: neuron projection membrane. Gene Ontology annotation, biological process: synapse organization. NCBI's taxonomy places the organism in Eukaryota, Metazoa, Arthropoda, Arachnida, Scorpiones, Buthidae. The coding region runs from base 131 to 712 and encodes 193 amino acids.
CACAGAAAAUAGGACAGGAGAGAAAACAAGACAUGUUCAUAGGACACGGUGCAUCUUGCGUCAUGCACGUACAGCAGAUAAUGAUCCAACACCCUAUUUUGACAAUGCCACAAGUCGCAAUAUUACCACAAUGAAUGGAAAAACAGCGUAUCUUCCAUGUAGAGUUCGACAUCUGGGAGAUAGAACAGUAUCGUGGAUCAGAAGAAGAGAUUUACAUGUUUUAACAGUAGGAAGGUUCACAUAUACGAGCGAUCAGAGAUUUCAAACUAUACAUUUAGAAAAUUCAGAUGAUUGGACACUCCAAAUUAAAUAUCCUCAGAAGCAGGAUGCUGGAAUUUAUGAGUGUCAAGUCAGUACAGUACCGAAAAUGAGCAUAUUCAUCACAUUAAAUGUAUCGUGGAUCAGAAGAAGAGAUUUACAUGUUUUAACAGUAGGAAGGUUCACAUAUACGAGCGAUCAGAGAUUUCAAACUAUACAUUUAGAAAAUUCAGAUGAUUGGACACUCCAAAUUAAAUAUCCUCAGAAGCAGGAUGCUGGAAUUUAUGAGUGUCAAGUCAGUACAGUACCGAAAAUGAGCAUAUUCAUCACAUUAAAUGUUGUAGAACUCACAGAUCAAGAACAUCUGAAUGUAUCAAGCCGGCAAAACAGUCAAACAUGGCUGCCUUUAGAAGCCAUCAUAAACUACAAAGGAUAUGGUAGGAUAUGGAAAUGAUUCUUUUUAUAAAAAUGAAAUAAUCUUAUUAAAAUUUACUCUCAUGGAAUUUACA